Messenger RNA from Durio zibethinus, 944 nucleotides. The record is from RefSeq and is a predicted model, not a curated record. Lineage: Eukaryota; Viridiplantae; Streptophyta; Magnoliopsida; Malvales; Malvaceae.
ACUAUUGUGAACUUUUUGUAUUGAAAAAUAAAAAAAAAAUUCCUGGAAAACCUAGUAUUGUAAUUUCCUAACCAGGAAUUCCAGUAUAUCCCGCACUUAGGGCUUAUUAAAGAAAGAAAAAGAAGCAGAAACAGGAUCUUCUAUUCUUUUUGCCUGUGCAUUUGUUAAAAGGAUUCCAAAAAAAAAAGAAAAAAAGAUGAAGCUGAAGCAACUGGAAUGUCUGUUAGGUCAUCUUCAACAAUUCUCAAACCCAAAGGUGGAGCUGGAACAGUACCCAACUGGACCUCAUAUUGCUUCUCGCUUGCUGUACACCGCUGAGAAUUCAUUUGAUGAUAUUAGCAACAAGGUUGUGGCAGAUUUUGGUUGUGGGUGUGGCACUUUAGGUGCUGCUGCUGCUCUCUUGGGUGCUGAGCAGGUUAUUGGCAUUGAUAUCGAUUCUCAAUCACUUGGAAUAGCGUCAAUGAACGCUGAGAAUCUUGAGUUGGACAUAGAUUUUGUUCAGUGUGACAUCAGUAAUCUAGGAUGGAGAGGUCAAAUUGUUGAUACUGUUGUGAUGAAUCCACCAUUUGGAACUCGAAAGAAGGGUGCUGACAUCGAUUUUCUAUUUGUAGCAUUGAAGGUAGCUUCUGAAGCAGUUUAUUCCUUGCAUAAGACCUCAACAAGAGAUCUCCGUUUUGAUGUUCCUCAACUAUACAAGUUUCACAAGAAAAAGGAGGUGGAUAUAGCUGUGGACCUAUGGCGAUUUGUACCCAAAAGGAGUCGGGGAGAGAACAGCUAACUGCCUAAGUGCAAUUUGAGACCAUGUUUGAAGUAUACACAAAUAUAAUCAUCCUUUUCUAACUGCAGUUAAUGUUGGAGUACGAUGUCCGCUUGAUUAGGUGAAACAGAUUCUGGAAUGUGACUUCAUGUAAUAGUUGAUGAGAAUGUACUAUGGCACUUAUUUA